AUGAAUAGAUUAUUUGGAUCUAAAAGUUCAGUACCUAAACCAUCAUUAAAUGAUGCAGUUAAGAAUAUAGAUGAAAGAGUUGGAUCAUUAGAUGUGAAAUUAUCGAAAAUAAAUAGUGAAUUAUCUACUUAUCAACAAAAGAUAUCAAGAAUGAGGGAUGGUCCAGGUAAGAGUGCAUUAAAACAAAAAGCUUUAAAGUUAUUAAGACAACGUAAACAAAUUGAAGGACAAAAAGAUCAAUUGGAAAAUCAAAGUUGGAAUAUGACUCAAGCAGCAAUGACAACUGAUAAUUUACAAAAUACUAUGAUUACAGUAGAUGCAAUGAAACAAGCAAAUAAACAAUUAAAGAAAACUUAUGGUAAAAUUGAUAUUGAUAAGAUUGAAAGUUUGCAAGAUGAAAUGUUGGACUUAAUUGAUAAAUCAAAUGAAUUACAAGAAAGUUUAUCGAUGACAAAUGAUAUUCCUGAUGAUAUAAGUGAAAGUGAAUUAGAUGCUGAAUUGGAUGCUUUAGGUGAAGAAAUGGAUUUUGAAAAUGAAUUUAAUGAUGGUAUAAGUAUGCCAAGUUAUUUGAAUGAAACACCUUCUGAAGUUCCAACCUUUAUUGAUGAAAGUGAAGAACCAGCUAAAAUUGCUAAUUAA
Yamadazyma jaroonii is the source of this 639-nucleotide messenger RNA. The record is from the annotation of a GenBank genome assembly. NCBI's taxonomy places the organism in Eukaryota, Fungi, Ascomycota, Pichiomycetes, Serinales, Debaryomycetaceae.